Molecule: messenger RNA, 645 nt
Organism: Corylus avellana
Lineage: Eukaryota; Viridiplantae; Streptophyta; Magnoliopsida; Fagales; Betulaceae
Source: RefSeq, a predicted model, not a curated record
ACUAGUUUCUCUCAAUUAAUUGCAGCCAUGACUCGCGUAGGUGUCUUGGCCAUUGUCUUACUAUUUUCAGGGUUAGCAGCCGUGAAUGCAUGGGAUAAUAAUAAUAAUGCAGCCGAGAGUACUAGUAAUGCAACUUCGUGCGCCGAAGUUACCAAUGACCUUGGCCCCUGCCUGGGUUUCAUAAAAGGCAAAGUGAACAAGCCGCCCGCGGCUUGCUGUGACGGCGCUAGGCAGUUGAAGAAAGCCGCAAAAACCAAAGCAGAUCGACAAGCAAUAUGCGAGUGCAUUAAGAAAGCUGUGUCGGGUAUCGGAAAAUUUGAUAGUAAUCGCAUACCUCAACUCGUCAAGGAUUGUAACAUCGACAUCAAACUCCCUCCUAUUAGCCGCAAUACCGACUGCUCAAAGGUAAGUUGGUGAGCUGAUGAUCAGCAUAUGAUGCAGGGUGAUCUUGUUUGAUUAUGCAGGGCGCCAUGAUAUAUAGGAGAUAUAGAACGUGUUAAUUCCCAUCAUGAGUUAAAUUGCUUAAUUACGUUCAUAAAUCCCUGUGAUAUAUUAAGUCAUAAUGAAAAAUAAUACAUACCAUCGGGUAUUUAAUUAUCAGAUGUAAUUUUCUUCUCUUUUUUAUUGAAAAAAUAAAUCUCUCAA